GUAAGACGCUAGUGUGAGAACGCGCGUCAGCCAGAUCUGUCAGUGCAUCUCGACAGCUGCUGUCAAUUGGAACCCAGCCCGCUUCGACCAUCAGCCCCUCUCUCUUUUUUCAAGCUGUAUCUCUCUCGGUAUGUGCACGGCCCCGAAGCGGUUUCCCACACGGGCCAGGCGUGAUUCCGCUUGGCGAAGUUGGAAAUGGGUCGGAAGAGGGAACAGACAUAAAAAGCGAGCCAAUCCAGCCGAAAGAGAAUCGAUUCCAUCCACUCACUCUCCCAAGGCGGAUAGAACACUCACUCUUCCAAUACGGUCUUCUACCAACCAUGUCUGAAGCCCCACCGCAAGCCAACUAUGGCUCAACCCUAGUGACAGCAAACGCACCAGCCUACUCCGAUGAAAAGCAGCAACACGUUGCUGUGCAGCAACCACAGCAGGUAGUCGCUGUGCCCGUCAAUGCUCCCAACCCAGACUAUGCAUACGAGCUAGAUGCGAUCAAAGCAUCCUACCAGCGUUUCGUCAACAUCGACCUGGAGAACAUCAAGCCGACUUGCCCUCAAGAGCUGGUGCAGCGGGGCUUGACGGCAGAGACAUUCAAUGACAUUGUCGAUCGCGUUCGAAAGACCAAGAAGCGCAGCAACACCAACAAGGCCUUUCUCUGGCCCGCUUGCAUCUUCUGCUGUGGAAUCAUCGGCUGGCUCUUGGUUGACCGCCGGUCCGUGGGCAACACCAAGCUCAGUGACCAGCUGGCACCUAUUCUGGAGGGCUACAACAUGGAUCUCGGCCAGAAGAACAUCCCUGUUCGCUUUGCAUGGGUUCAGGGCAAGCUUCGAGCCUAUUUCAGGUGAUCAUGUACCCAAGCUGCGCCAUUGACAUUGUGAUACCUGCCGGUCCCUCUGGUGUGGAAGCCUGACAUGGGAACUUCCCUUGCU
Acaromyces ingoldii is the source of this 926-nucleotide messenger RNA. RefSeq lists its product as hypothetical. Bases 321 to 842 code for a protein of 173 amino acids. The record is from RefSeq and is a predicted model, not a curated record. NCBI's taxonomy places the organism in Eukaryota, Fungi, Basidiomycota, Exobasidiomycetes, Exobasidiales, Cryptobasidiaceae. The transcript has 2 exons.